This is a messenger RNA of Hibiscus syriacus, 1010 nucleotides long. RefSeq lists its product as uncharacterized. The record is from RefSeq and is a predicted model, not a curated record. Lineage: Eukaryota; Viridiplantae; Streptophyta; Magnoliopsida; Malvales; Malvaceae. The transcript has 2 exons. Bases 211 to 843 code for a protein of 210 amino acids.
UCUCUCUCUCUCUGCAACUUAGGAGCUGAAAAGUUUUGCUUCCUUCUUAAGAAGUGAUUAUCAAAUGAUGGAGGGAAUAUAAAUAAAUACCCUUCUUCUUCUUGUUGGUCCCCUGAGGGCACUUCAUCGUUUUAUCCUUCUCAUCUUUUCCUUGUUUCUUUUUUAGGACAAAAAGGGUUGAAUAAGUGGAUUUUGUGGGGGGGGGGAGAAAUGGAGGUUCUUGUGGGCCCCACGUUCGGAAUGGAAGCCGCUGCCUCGGCGGUUACGACUACGUUUGUUAGAGAGCGUCAGUCUGAGGAGAAGUGUAUCGGCUCCUCCUCUUGCUUUUUCCUCAAGGAGGAGGAAGAUGUUGGCGGGUCGCCGGGUGUAUCAUCGGAGAGUUCGUCGUCGAUUGGAUCGUCGGGAGGCAGCGAUGAUGAAGAGGAAGACGGUGUAUUUUCAUCUAGGGCAAGAGGAAGCUUGGGUUCGUUGGGUUCUCUAGAGGAUUCUCUUCCAAUCAAGAGGGGAUUGUCGAAUCACUAUACGGGAAAGUCAAAGUCAUUUGCGAAUCUGUUAGAUGUAAGCACAGUAAAAGAAGUGGAAAAAGCAGAGAAUCCAUUCAACAAAAGGAGGAGGAUUUUGCUUGCAAACAAAUGGUGCAGGUCCAGGAAAUCAUCUUUUUAUUCAUGGCAAAACCCCAACUCCAUGCCUCUUCUUGCUUUGAACGAAGACGAUGAAGAAACGCCAUCAACAUCGUCAAAUGAUGAUAAACUAGAAGCAGCAUCAGUAAAACCUGAACUGCAGCACAGCCAACUGAAGGUCACUCACAAGUCGCAGAGUUGUUUUUCUUUAACAGAUCUAUAAGUACAAGAUGAAACUCAAUAACACUUUUUUUUUAUUAAAAAAAGAUCAAGAUGCUUUAGGGUUUAGAUUAUUAUUCCUUGUGUUGUUUGCUGUUGCCCUUUCUUCUUUAUUUUGCUCGAAGAAAAACAAAAAUUUUAAGUGAUUUAAUAUAUAAAGAGUUAACUGCA